AUGAAAUCCCUCACCCUCACCAAACUCGGCGACGCCGCCUCCAGCUUCAAGCUCGAAGACCGUCCCGUCCCCACGGCCCAGCAGAACGAAGUCCUCAUCCACAUCCGCGCCAUCGGCCUCAACCACGCUGAACUCUCCACCCGUCUCGGCGAGCCGAAUCCCAUGGGCCCUGUGCCUCUGCCUCGAACACUCGGGAUCGAAUGCGUCGGCCUUGUGUCCGCUGCUCCGGGUUGUGAGGAUGAGUUCCCCAGCGGCAGUAUCGUGAUCGCCGCGCUGGGUGGUUUAGGAAGGGAGAGGGAAGGCACGUACGCGGAGUUCUGCGUCGCGCCGAAGGAGAAUUGUAUCGUCGUCGCUGCUUCGGAGGGGGAGGUGGGGUUGAGUUGGGAGGUUCUGGGUGCGGUGCCGGUGAUGCUGCAGACGGCUUGGGGGUGUCUGUUUCGGUCGCUGAAGGUUGUGGAGGGGGAUGCGCUGUUAGUGAGGGGAGCGGGGAGUGGAGUGGGGAUGGCGGCGAUUGGGCUGGCGAAGGGGGCUGGGGCGACUGUGGUGGCGAGUACGAGGGCAGAGGCGAAGAUGGAAGUGCUGUUUGACGCUGGUGCGGACCAUGUGGUCGUAGAUGAUGGGAAGUUGCAGGAGAAGAUCCAGGCGCACUUCCCGAAAGGCGUGGAUAAGGCGCUUGACCUCGUCGGCGCCGUGACUGCUCCGGACAGCAUACGAUGUCUUGCGGACGGGGGUGUGUGCUGCUCUGCCGGUACGUUAGGAGGGAGCUGGAGCAUACCGAACUUUGUCCCGAACUUCAUGCUGCCUAUUGGUCGGUAUCUGACGUCGUACGGCGAGCGGACGUUUACGGGGAAGAACACGCCUUGGUCGGAGGUACUGGGGUCGCUGAGGGACGGCAAGGUGAAGAUUAAGAUGGGCAGGGUCUUCCGUGGGGUGGAGAGUAUUGUGGAGGCGCAUGAGGUGAUGGAGAGGAAUGAGGCGGGUGGCAAGGUUGUGGUGCUCGUGUAG
Messenger RNA from Saxophila tyrrhenica, 1005 nucleotides. RefSeq lists its product as uncharacterized. NCBI's taxonomy places the organism in Eukaryota, Fungi, Ascomycota, Dothideomycetes, Mycosphaerellales, Extremaceae. The transcript has a single exon. The coding region runs from base 1 to 1005 and encodes 334 amino acids. Gene Ontology annotation, molecular function: oxidoreductase activity, acting on NAD(P)H; NADPH binding. The record is from RefSeq and is a predicted model, not a curated record.